Molecule: messenger RNA, 1629 nt
Organism: Rotaria sp. Silwood2
Lineage: Eukaryota; Metazoa; Rotifera; Eurotatoria; Philodinida; Philodinidae
Source: the annotation of a GenBank genome assembly
AUGUAUCUUCAAGCUCCGACACGAUACAUUGUGGUUGUAACAACACAUGAUCCAUAUUUAGCAGGACCAUUUUCCAUUGUUGCAACUGGUAUAGCACCGGUUAUAUUUUCUCCAAUGAGUUCAUCAAAUAAUUGCUCAUCUACAUCAUUGUCUUCUCGUGAACAAAAUAAAAAAACUAUCGAAUUCGAUCAAUUAAAACAUACACUCAAUAAUAUAUGCGAUGCUAUCGAAUCCAUAACCAAAAAUGAAUAUCAAUUCAUUAAACACUAUGAAACAUAUUUCAGUUAUAGCUUACCUGGAGAAAUAACUGUAUUAUCUACUGGUGAAGUUUUAGAAUGUGGUUACUUUAUUCCAAUUGAUAAAACAUUAUUCUCAAUAUUAGAUUCUCAACCAUUUGUUCUAGAAAUUCUGAAAAAUAUUCAACAACAACGAAUAGCAACAAAAUACGAUGCUGAUCUUAUGUUCUCAAUAAGAGAUGGAUACCAUGGUAGUAGAUUAGAUCAUGAUAAUCUAUUACUACAACUAUACCUAGAUGACAUUGGAUUGACAAAUCCUCUUGGAUCAAAACGUAAUCAACAUAAAAUGUGUAUGAUUUAUUUUUCGCUUGAAGAUAUUCCAGAGCAAUAUCGAUCAAAAAUUGAUUUUAUUCAAUUAGUUGGAAUUUGUGAAAAACGAAUGGAAAAUUUCAAAUAUGGAUAUUUUGACACCAGCAAUCGACCACCACCUAUACUCGUAAAACAUCUUCAAGAUAAUAGAAUUGUUGCCACAGCUGCUCAAAAACUAUGCAUUUUCAAACUGUUUCCAAUUAUUUUUCAUGAUAUAAUUGAUCACUUACCGUCAUUUAUUGUUUACAAAAUUUUACGUGAAAUCUUAGAUCUUGUUUUAUCAUAUCCGUUUCGAAACAAAUGGCUACCUGUACUUGGAGAUCUAUGCCACACAUUUCAUCAAACAAUGCUGACUAACUUUCCGAAUAAAAUUGUUCCAAAAGCUCAUUUUGUUCGUGAAUAUGAACAAAUAAUACAUGAUUUUGGUCCAUCAACCAGACAAUGGUGUUUUAGGUAUGAAGCAUGUCAUGCAUAUUUUAAGAAACUCACAAUGAGAAUGAAUAAUUUUAAAAACAUUCCGAAGAUGCUCGCAACACGCUAUCGUCUCAAACAAUGCUUCAAAUUUGCUCACUUAUAUCGGUUAAAAAUUUUGCAGUACCCAGGGGGAAUAAAAAGAAUUCGAAGUACAUGUUUUAAUAUGCGAAUGAAAACUGUGUUAUUGAAUCAUUUUGGUCAUACAGAUCUUGAUAAAGAUUUAUGUCAAUGCAAUAAAUUGAUUCAUGAAAACAUUGAAUAUUGUCGGUCAGCUGUAUAUGUCAUCGACUUAAAACCUUCUCAUGAGCAACCAAUAUUUGCUCAAGUUGUUUUUAUUCUCAAAAUGAAAGAGAAAUGGUGGUUAUUGGUUGAUAUUCUUAAUACAAUAUCAUAUGACGACAAAUUAUUUGCAUGGGAAAUACAGUCAAUUGGUCAUUACUCUAUGAUUGAUCCAUACGAACUGAUAUAUUAUUAUAAAGGCUUAGAUAUUUAUGUAGUGAACAACUUGAGUUUUGUUUCAUUUAUUACUCGUCUCACGUUGCAUCAAUGA